AUGACCGUCGACGGGACACAUCACCACCAGUGUCAGCCGGCCAACUGUUGGAAGUGUCCGGUUUGCAGUGCCGUUUGCUCGAGUGCGUCGGCUGCUCAGAAACAUUUGGACAACCACAACGGCAUUAGGGCGUUCGUGUGCACCAUCUGCCAGUACAAGGGCAACACGCUCAGAGGUCUCAGAACGCACAUCCGCAUGCACUUCAACAAGCGGAUGAUUCCGGAUCUCAUGGAAGAAGAUUACGUGACGUGUCUGAUCGACGAGAACUCUGCGUCAUCGACGGUCGACGUACGUGCCAAAACGCCAACUACUUCGGAUUCCGCAGACAAGUCGUUUGCGCCGACCAGCGUUCUCGUCAAGACUGCCACCGCCGCGGCCUCGUCGUCUUCGUUGUCGCCGUCGCCGUCGUCGUCCUCGUCGUCCACAGCCGCGGCCGCCGUCGUCAUAGUGGACGACGAGCCAAAAGAAUUGGUGGUCGUCAAGCAGGAACCGGUCAACGGUGUGGCCGCGACGGACGAAUCGGCAACCGGCGGCUACCGUCAGCAACAGCACGAAGUUCCGGCCGCGGCGUCUGACGACCUGCUACACCAACAGCUCCCGCCGCCGACGCCGCAGCUGCAGAUGCAGACCGCCGGCGGCAACAAGCGGACGGGCAUGACCGCCAAAUACUGCAAGGCGUGCGACAUAUCGUUCAACUAUCUGUCCACGUUUAUCGCGCACAAAAAGUACUACUGCCGGAACAGCACCGAGUACAAGUGCAAUACAGAAAACGCCAAGACGGCGACCGUCACUUAAGUGACAUGUAACGCGCUCCUGACCUAUAAAUCGUAUGAUUUAUUGUACUACAAUUUUAUUAUUAUUAUUAUUAUUAUUAUUAUUAUUAUUAUUAUCAUUAUUAUUAUUAUUAUUAUUAUUAUUAUUAUUAUUAUUAUUAUAUUAUUAUUAUUAUUAUUAUUUUAUCAUUUUAUUUGAACGUAUAUGCUUACGACUCGCCGACACGAUUGGGAUCCUAUAAAAUAUUUUAUAAUAUUGUUAUAUUACACAAUAUGAUAAUAAUGUAACAACGAAGUUGAUGAACAACCAGUUGCAAACUGUACCUAUAUAAACAGUUAUCAUGCUGCAAGAGGAUGACUAUUAUUCUUCGUAUACACCCUCACACAUUGCAAUUAUAUUAACUAAUAUUAUUAUUAUKAUUAUUAUUAUUAUUAUUAUUAUUAUCCAUGUUUACUAAAAAAUUUA
Messenger RNA from Diuraphis noxia (Russian wheat aphid), 1239 nucleotides. RefSeq names its product Zinc finger protein ush (gene ush). Lineage: Eukaryota; Metazoa; Arthropoda; Insecta; Hemiptera; Aphididae. Gene Ontology annotation, cellular component: nucleus. The record is from RefSeq and is a predicted model, not a curated record. Gene Ontology annotation, biological process: negative regulation of transcription by RNA polymerase II; positive regulation of transcription by RNA polymerase II; heart development. Gene Ontology annotation, molecular function: RNA polymerase II-specific DNA-binding transcription factor binding.